CACUCAGCGAAUCAGAUGAUCCGGCUGGGCGAACGUUAGAUUGCGUAAUUAAUAUUCAUGAGGUAAAGUCUCUCGAUCGCUCAGAUCCUCACAAACAUCGAUCAGAGCUUUAGAUCAGCUCAACCUGUUCAUCAUGGACUUCGAUCUGGCUGCAGCUGUUGGUGAUGAGAAGGUGAAGAAGUCAGAGGGCAAACAAGUGGAGGGGAUAUUUGGCCAUGGAAAGAAGGAUAAAGGCAAAGAGAAGAGCAAAGACAAGAGCGAUUCCAAGCAUAAGGAUAAAGAUAAGCACAAAGAACACAAAGAUAAAGAGCAUAAAAGCAAAGACAAGAAGAAGAAGAAGGACAAGGAGCACAAGAAGAAGGACGGUGGCAAGUCCUCGUCUUCUUCCAGCGAUUCGGACUAAAUCUCAACCGAAGGCUCAUCUGAUACCUCCACUGACAUAAUUUAAAAUCUUUAUUAUAUGAUUGUAUAAAUGCAACGUUAUGUGACGCAGGGGGGGAAUAAUCAAUAACAAAUCCCUUCAGGUCGUCGGGAGGUGUUUCGACCACAAGGUGGCGCCACUUACAAGCAUAAUUUUCAGUGCAGCACCUGAAAUAAAAACACUUACCUGCUAUUGUGUGUACAAUUGUUUUCUGAUUUAAUAAAUUCUGAUGUUUGAAAUAUCUCA
Molecule: messenger RNA, 667 nt
Organism: Puntigrus tetrazona (Sumatra barb)
Lineage: Eukaryota; Metazoa; Chordata; Actinopteri; Cypriniformes; Cyprinidae
Exons: 4
Coding region: 134-403 (89 amino acids)
Source: RefSeq, a predicted model, not a curated record